This is a messenger RNA of Anarrhichthys ocellatus (wolf-eel), 7508 nucleotides long. It is a transcript of the gene tmem184a, whose product is annotated as transmembrane protein 184a. The transcript is spliced from 9 exons. The coding region runs from base 471 to 1715 and encodes 414 amino acids. The record is from RefSeq and is a predicted model, not a curated record. Lineage: Eukaryota; Metazoa; Chordata; Actinopteri; Perciformes; Anarhichadidae.
CGUAAUGUGUCCCACAUAAAGCCGACGUGAUGACGACACACGUGGAGCUGCGGACACGUGACCUAUUUACCUGUGCUCAACCUGUUGAUCUCUACUGCGCCUCCGGCUCGCCGCUUAAGGAAACAUUCAAAUCCUCGUCGUUUACCUUGAAAGUCAGUCUUUUCCACGGGUUUCUCAGAGUAAACGCUACAAGCUACGACACAAUUGUCAAGUUUUUUUUGUUGCGAGAUUUUAUUCACCGAGUUUGUGGACUUCGAUCUUGGUCAGGCACCUGUUUCAAACAAGGAAGUUCAGUCUGGUUCAACCCGUCGUUGAUAAAGUCGGUGGGGCGUCUGUAAAUGGAUGUGGAUUAGGUCGGUUGUCUAUUCUGAAAGGCGAGUUUAUUCCCCAUGUUGAUCCUAUAAUUGCGUUUUGGACGAUAGCCUGCCAUCUAAACGGGAUAAAGCUGCUUCCACCCUCCCCGCGACAAGAUGAACAUUUCUUUGGAGUCCAUGGAUUCAUCAGCAGAAAAUAAUUCUAUUGUCCACCUGACUGCACCAAUCCUCCCAGAUAUGUCGGUCAUCUCCAAUAUGACCAUCAUUCAAACCAGCAACGGGACGAUCAUAGAAGACCACAUGUUUUUGAACACAGUGGCUGCUCAGGCCCUCUCAGGGAUAUUUGUCUGGUCCGCCUUGCUCAUGACAUGCCACCAGAUCUAUACACACCUUCGGUCCUACACUGUCCCCAACGAGCAGCGCUACAUCAUCCGCAUCCUGUUUAUCGUGCCAGUUUAUGCCUUUGACUCUUGGCUCAGCCUGCUCUUUAUCAGCAACGACCAGUACUACGUCUACUUUGAUUCUGUUCGAGACUGCUACGAAGCGUUCGUCAUUUACAAUUUCCUGAGCCUGUCCUUUGAGUAUCUGGGAGGAGAGAGUGGGAUCAUGUCAGAGAUCCGAGGGAAGACCAUACAGUCAAGUUGUCUGUACGGUACCUGCUGCCUCGGCGGAACGAGCUACUCCAUCGGCUUCUUAAGAUUCUGCAAACAGGCGACUCUCCAGUUCUGCGUUGUCAAACCCAUCAUGGCAGUCAUCACCAUCAUCCUGCAGGCCUUUGGCAAAUAUCAUGAUGGAGAUUUUAACAUAAAUGGAGGAUACCUAUAUAUCACCAUCAUCUACAACUUCUCAGUCAGUCUGGCUCUCUACGCUCUCUUCCUCUUCUUCUUCGCAACAAGUGACCUGCUCAGGCCGUACGAACCAGUGCUGAAAUUCCUCACAAUCAAAUCUGUCAUCUUCUUAUCGUUCUGGCAAGGAAUGGUCCUCGCCAUCCUGGAGCGCUGCAGCGUCAUACCCAAAGCGCUCUACAUCGAUGGACAAAUGGUCGGCGCCGGCACCGUGGCAGCAGGCUGGCAGAACUUCAUCACCUGCAUCGAAAUGUUCUUUGCUGCGAUUGCCCUCCGAUACGCCUUCACCUGCACCGUCUACCAGGAGAAAAAAAAUGAUGUGCCAGAAAACAUCCCUCCUAUGCACAGCAUCUCCAGCGGUCUGAAGGAGACCAUAAACCCGGGAGACAUGGUACAGGAUGCGAUUCACAACUUUUCCCCAGCCUACCAGCAGUACACCCAGCAGUCCACACAGGACGUAGUCCAGCCCAGCACAAACGGAAAAGUGGCCGCAGGCAACAAGAGCUCGCGCAAGUCUGACAAAAUCAUGCUGAUCACCUCUGAUGAUGAGUUAUAGACAUUUUUUCCAGCAAGAUCCAGGUGUUUGGGUUCUUGCCAUCCAUAUCUCUGACCUCUGGGGAAUCGGCUGUAUCGCACAUUGCACAGAGCUGGAUUGAAUCCAGGUGUUUCAUUUUUAUUAUCCCAGUAUUUAAGAUGGACUGCUUGCUUUUGUCCUGUUAUAAUGAAUAAUUUAAUCAGCAAGAGGAGGAUGAAAUGAAUAGUAUUUUUUUUUUUUUUAAUUGAUAGCUCAAUGACCGGAGAACUCGCCUGUCUUCAUCUCGGCAGAAAUAAUCUCAGGAAGAUAACAUGUCACCUUCACGGUAUCGGAGACAUCUGGAGCUGUGCAUUUUCUUUAAAUCAAGCUGCAGGAGUGUCCCUGAUCCUGAUUCUGUUUCAUUCAUUGUGUCACUGCUCGUUCUCUGGACGUCUGCAGUGCGUUCCCUCUGAUUCGUGUCAGUUUCAAAGAGGAAAUGAUUAAUAUGUGACUCCAGGAGGGAAGCAGGGAAGCCAGCGAUGGCUGGGAAUGACACUUUAUGGACCGUCUCUCGCAUCUGCUCGUUUGAAGUAUUUGCUGAGCAUUCCUCUGCAUGGUUCCCUGACAAAUGGAAAGAUUUGUUCAGAUACACGUUCGUUUUGGAGCAGGCGCUUCAGACUGUAGUACUUCGCAAUCCUUUGUAUUUACCGUAGCAUGGACAAAUUGGAUAAACCUGUCUCCUCCAAAGUGGGAGUUCUAUUCUUCUCUUUAAUUUUCCCAGCAUGCUAAAGAGUUUAAUUCAGUGCAACUAGACAGCCGUUCAACAGAUGCUCGCAAUUAGUCUUUUGUAGCUUCUGUACUAUUGUAAAAGCGUUUGUCAGAACCUUUUUUUUGUUUGAUGCGUCACUAUUCGUGUUAAAAUUCCGUGUUCCAGGGAUUAUGAAAUGCACAGGAUUUGAUUGGUGUAAAUUGUGGUAAUUCAUAUGUUCUGUUUAUGUAAAAAGCCAGGGAUAACCCUGUUUGGAAUAUUUUAAUGUAAUGUGUGUAUUCAGACCAAACCAAAUUCUGUGUGGAGGAAAAGUAACGCAACAAAUCUGUGUGGGUUGAGAGACUUUGUAGUUUCUUCUCCCACUUAGUUUUUUAGAAAUGCUAUCUGUAUUUAUGUGACAUGGGAGACGUAUAGCUUUCCUAGUACAUUGUUGGAGACCCCUUCUGUUUAUCAAGUCAGAGGUUGUUUGAAUGUUCAUACCUUGUGCCAAUUAUAGCUGUCUUUCUGGGAAAGCAGAAAUCAAUUGAGUUGGGUACAAAGAUGUAAUUGACUUGUGUGUCUUAGUCCUGUUUUUGUUUGUGUAACUUGAACUGAGUGAAUCUGCACUUCUCAUUGAGGAAAAGAAAAGCUUUAUUUGAAGGUACAAAAGCAGACACUGCAGACUUAUUUAUAGGAAUAAUUUACCAUUCUUUAAAUCAGAGUAGAAACAAAUACAGACUUUAUUUGUACAUGAGGGUAGUUCAUUGAGAAAACAUGUAAGUAAAUGAAUGUAAAAUAAUUUAGGUGUUUUUUUUUUUUUUUAUAAAAUUACACAAUUCAAUGAAAUAAAUAUAAAAUAUAUAUAUGAGCAGAGUAAUGACUUUGUUAUGGGUACAUACUCAGUUUAUGCUGCCUUAUUACUGUCCUCGUUUGGCCUCAACAUGUUGUUUUGAGACUAGAACAAGAAAAACCAUAAACAUCCGAAACACAAACUUAACAUCUGAAAUACAAACAUAGAAACCGCUGAUGUUAAACUAACAUGUAAUGUUUUUCACCCACAACCCUAUUAUCCAUAGAACCUGCUCCAGUCCUUCUAUUGUGGAGCUUCUUCUGAAUUUAUAGUAGAAACCUCUUCGAUCUAGAGUACAAACACUGACUUUCUACAUGUCUAAAGUUAAAUACUGUAGCUUGUUGGACUGGCAAAGCUUGUGUGUGACAUCUUAUUUAGUCAAAGUCAUGUUUUCAGGACGGAUUUUUAAAUUAAAAACUUGAAUACAUAGUCAAGAUACACAAGAAACCUAAUUUUCAUACAUACAUUUGCAUUGUUAUGGUUCAUAAAUGUGUAAAAUAACCACUGAUGUCUUUAAACGGUUCCAUUACAGCUCCUUGGUAUUGUAUAACGAGCUGCAGUUGCUUCAACAGGAAGAAAGACUCAUCCAUGGUAAGUAAUGCUUCUACCUCUGCUCACCCAUACACUUUGUCUACAUUCAUGUAUAACGCUCACUAACAUUAUUUACAGGACUGCUUUUAUCUCAGCAAAAAAGUGGCUUGUAGAAAAUGUAAUCAUUAAAAUAAGUGCUUGUGGUAAGCUAGCCUAAGAGCAACACGUAUUUGAGAGCUUGACCUGUGCUCGGUCACACUGGAUCAACAACAACAAAGAACUUAAUUCACCUGGAGAGAGGUUUUGUCUUUUUACUAAGGCACAGUACGGAAAUGUGUACUCCUUACAGGUUUUAUUUUUAAGAUGUGCUGCCUAAUCAACCUUGGAUCCAAAUUCAGUAAUAUGUGCUAAAAUUAACAAAUGCCUAAUUUUCCAGCAUUUUGUUUUGAAACUUUACCACAAGAGGUCACUGUAACGCUGGUCAGAAAACGCUUCAAGCAGUAAUGUCUUUAUAAUUGACGUGUGUAUAUAUAUGUAUGUAUGUAUGUAUGUAUGUAUGUAUGUAUGUAUGUAUGUAUGCAUGCAUGUAUGCAUGCAUGCAUGCAUAUGCAUACAAAACUAAGUUUCAGAAAAAGAACACAGGAUGUAUCAAUGUAGAAACCAAGUGAAAAUACAAAAAGUAAGAACACAGCAUUGCCCCUGCCUAAAAAUCACAGCAGGUUGUACAGCAGCAAAGUUCCCCAAACUGUUCUUUGCAGCUAUGGAACAGGGGGAAAACUCAUGUCCUCUUAGCCAAGAGACAAUCCUGACAUGAACAAUCUCUAUUGACUUCACUCCAAAUUAGGAAUGGAUCCUCAGUAAGAACGGCUUGAUUUCAAGUGAAUUUCAUAUUUAGAUACCUCAAAACGUACAACGGGAGGAAGGUAUUUACUGCAUUUAGUUGUCGCGACAUCAGCGUUUCUAGAGAUGGGUGUCAGGAGUUCUCUUGCAGAAGAGUGUGUCAAAAGCAAGGUUAAUGGCUACUGUUUCAGAGUUGCCAACACCCCAGCAGCAGCACUUCUCGUGACCCAGCAGUAGGAAUGAUUUCUAUUUGGACGGAGUUCUCAAUGUAAAGUUACAAAGGAGGCAGUGGGAGUUUUAUCAUUUCGGUAGUCUGUAAUAUACAGUAAAAAAGUUCAAUUGCAUUUCACUUGUAAGGAUGACUCAUUAUCACUAUAUCCAAUAUGGAUUACCUGCCAAAGAGUUGCGUAUAAAGGAAAGAGGCAAAACAGAACCCGGUAAGUGCUGUGGUGUACGUAUCGGAGAGGAUACUGUCCGGUACAUUAGGCUUGACCUUACAGUCGGGGAUCAUACCACGUUUAAUCAUCGUCAUGCAAUUAAGCUCAGCCAACUUCAGAAAUACAAGAAUGGCUUCUGUCGGCGAUCUCUAAUUCGAGGAAUCAGUUGCCCUGUGAAAUGUUUUCUUUUAUACUGCAACCUAACCUGCUUUUAAAAGUGCUCUACAAUGAUUCCUGAAUCCGAACAAAUGCUCACUAAUCUCUUUCCUACGUCGUACUCCUCCCAAAUCUGCCUGUUUAAUCAAAUAGCAUUUACAAUUUGUGGAAAACAAGUAUUCACCUCUUUUGCAUUUCAAAAUACUCGAGCAGAAGUUGUGAAUACUUUCUCUCGUUAAACUGGCCACAAAGCUACCAACAGAAUCACUUGCAGCACCUGUCCAACCACCUCCGAUGUCUUAAACAACAUAGCUAACUGUACACAACACUUUUCAGCCCCUCUGACAAAUCCAACAACUUCUCAAGCAUUGCAUGAAUGAGCUCCGACAGCAAAUCUAAGGUGAAAAAUGGUACAAAUGGCCAUCUUUUAUAAUAUUCCACAAGUCCAGCAAAGGCUUGCAUACACAUUUUGGCCUAACAAUUGAGUUUUAAACUCUUCAAAUAAAACCUAAAUUAGGCCGAGACAGACGACGGCAAUAUAAACAGCACAUCACGAGUAGAGGCCUUUAGUUGAACGUUGGUCAGUCGUCAAACUGCAUAAUGCAUUGCUCUCCAUAAUGGACCACAGAGAGCCAUGUGUAGGCAGGUUUCAACUUCAAAUCAAACACUACAACAGGUGAUUUUAGUGCUUAGCAUCGUCCAACAGAGAAGAGGAGCUAAUCAGUGAAAACAUCUGUUGUGUUUGGCUGGCUCUUGAAAGGCAACUGGUUGGAGACCACUGGCAACUGUAGUUAUAAAGAGGUGUCCACCUGACCUCAAAGCUGGAACAAUACAUCCUCUUUGUGUUAAACUACAUGCAAGUAUUAUAUAUGGAUCACUUAUAGAUCCCUUUUAAGGCAACAGCUUCAAAGGCUAAAUUUACAUUGAAAUUUGGCAUUGGCUGUACUGUCACAUACAGUAUGUACGACUAAACCAACGCUGCCACAUUAAGGCAUGUCGUAUACGUUUUCACACUGGAGUAAAAAGCAAAUCUUUGCUAACAGUCAUGUAGGACGGGGUCACAGAGGCCCAGUACCUUGCCGGUGCUGGGGGGUCAGGGAGGGGGGAGUUUGCACAGUGCACAGACAAUGUAGAUUGUGUAAGAGAGACAGAAGGAGAGAGACAGAGUUGUGAAUGCAGCAUAACGUCACAUAGAGCUUGCCACCCCAUUCCAUCCCUCAGUCUAACUACCGAGCAUCCUCUCAGUACAGGAUGAGUGGGUUCAGGCUGGGUCAGAACCAGGAAGGACCAGGCAGGAGAACAAGAGCCCAGUGCUGUCACUAGGAGAGAGAGAGAGUUGAGAACGGGGUCGGGCUGGAGUUGUUGCGGUUGGAGGACUUGACGAUGGUGAUGACGCUGGUGGUGGCCACCUUGCCCGGCGAGAGGGGCCCGCGGGUCACGGACCGGGCAAAACACUGCAGGGCCUCAUACUUGGCUCGCAGGGAAUCCAGCUCCAACUUCAUGCUGGCGUUCUCGCGGGCCAGCUUGUCCACCUCAUGCUGCAGAUCUAUCUUUUGUCUCUCCAGCUCCUCCUUCUGGGUGACACGUUUGAUGCGGCAGCUGGCGGCGUAUCCCCGGUUUUUCAGGGUCCGCCGCCGCUGCUUCAACUUUGCAACAUCAUCCUUGGUCAGCCCACGCAGGUGCAGGUUGAGCUCCCGCACGGACAUGGCCACCAACUCGUCGUCGCUGACCACUGGGGCAUUCUCACCCGCCUCCUUCUUUACCUGCAGGACAUGAGCAGAGGGUGAAGAACAACACCAUGUCUGAAUAUUGACAACAUCCACAUUUCUCAAACUUCUCUCGCUUACCUUUAAAGCGUUGCUCGUCUUAAAAUUAGUCGUCAUUCCCUGCAUGCAGACAACUGGCCAGAAUCUCACAGAAGACACACUGAAAAAAAAAAACAUUUAAAGUGAAACACAACAUAUAAGGUGAUGGAAAGUCACAAAGUAUUUAUUUAUAUAUAUUAUGUGCUGUAAAUACAAUUUAGAGAUACUGGCAUGUUACUUAAGUAUUUCCUUUAUAUACUUACUCCACUACAUUUAAUAGGGAAUUAUUGUACUUUUCAAUCCACUACAUUUAUUUGACAAUUUGGAAUACCGAUCACGUUACAGAUUAGGAUUUUAGAGACAAAAAUAUGAUCAAUAUCAUCUUUCUAUCAGAAAUAAUAAUUCAGUAACUUAAUAUAUAAUUCUAGAUCACUGACGGGGCAUUUUAGUUUUUAUAUUUUGAAGAUG